Molecule: messenger RNA, 2141 nt
Organism: Salvelinus sp. IW2-2015
Lineage: Eukaryota; Metazoa; Chordata; Actinopteri; Salmoniformes; Salmonidae
Source: RefSeq, a predicted model, not a curated record
ACUCCCCCAUCUGGCAUAGACAAGACGCGGCGCGCCGAGAAACUGACGUGUUUUGCGCAUUUCCUGCAGCAGCGUUUAGACGGUCGGGGGGGAGAAGAGGUAGGUCUGCAGGAAACCAAGAACAGCAACGGCGAGAGAACAUCCUGGGAGGAUAAGGAGCGAACAGAAACCAAGAAAACCACAACCUAGAGUCGACCUGCAACUAUACAUUGCUUGAGCUAUUCACAACUCGAGUAGCCUGUUUGGGAAACAUCCCAAAUGCACUGCAAGGAGGCAGGAGUCGCCCUAUCUUCCAACAGUGGAAUACGAGUGUUUCCAGAGCCUAGUGGAGUUGCCGAGGAUAGAUAUCUUUGAUAGAUUUUGCUCUGUCGGGUUGCGGUUUGGGUAGGCUGUUGAUAUCCCAACUGCUGCAUGGUCAUAUUUUUCCUGCGUAUACGCUUCUCAAUACGUGUAUUAAUUAUAUUCAAAAGAAAGGCUUUGUCUGGUUAAAACCCAAAUGUGGAUUAUCAUUGUGAAAACCGAAACUGUUAGAGAGCAAAAACAAGAACAUUUACUGUCUCUGGACUGUUUCAAAACGACUGAUAAGCAUCCGAUUGGUACGUGUGUGAUAGAGUGACACGGGACGGCAUUUUCCCGUUAUAUUCAAGUCACAACCUCUUGGAAAAACCAUUCAAUCCGUGGUCUUAAUUUGAGGAUUCAAACGCUACAUAAAACUAGGCUAAAUUAUUUAUGACCCGUUGAAGUGGCUGGGUUAAAGGAAUAUAUUGUAAACAACCAUUCUUGUUCCAAAGCCCAUUGAAGAGGAUUACAUCACCGCAAUGGUGGUUUUCAAUGGGUUAUUGAAGAUCAAGAUUUGUGAGGCGUUGGACUUGAAACCGACGGCUUGGUCUCUCAGGCAUGCGGUUGGCCCAAAAACCCAGACUUUUCUCCUAGACACCUACAUCGCACUAAACGUGGAUGACUCGCGUGUGGGCCAAACCUCCACCAAACAGAAAACCAACAGCCCUGCGUGGAACGACGAGUUCGUUACGGAGGUGCAUGACGGAAGGAAAAUCGAACUGUCGGUGUUUCACGACGCGCCAAUUGGAUAUGACGAUUUCGUGGCUAACUGCAUCAUACAGUUUGAAGAUAUAUUGCAGAAUGGCAGUAAGCACUACGAGGAAUGGAUUGACUUGGAGCCUGAGGGGAYGGUGUACGUCAUCAUGGACCUAUCUGGAUCAUCUAGUGAAGCUCCAGGCUCCAGUGAGAAUGCAGAGGAGCGUGUGUUUCGGGAGCGCAUGCGGCCAAGGAAGAGGCAGGGUGCCGUACGAAGGAGGGUCCAUCAGGUCAACGGACACAAGUUCAUGGCCACAUACCUACGACAGCCUACCUACUGCUCCCACUGCAGAGAUUUUAUAUGGGGUGUGAUCGGGAAACAGGGCUACCAGUGUCAAGUGUGCACGUGUGUAGUCCAUAAGCGCUGCCACGAGCUCAUCAUCACAAAGUGUGCUGGGAUGAAGAAAGACAAAGAGGACACUACACCAGAGGAGGUUGGAUCCCAGCGGUUCAGCGUUAAUAUGCCUCAUAAGUUUGGUAUUCACAACUUCAAAGUCCUAACCUUCUGUGACCACUGUGGAUCACUACUGUGGGGACUGCUCAGACAAGGGCUGCAAUGCAAAGUCUGCAAGGUGAAUGUACACAGACGCUGUGAAAGUAACGUGGCCCCUAACUGUGGGGUGGACGCGAGGGGAAUUGCCAAGGUUCUGUCUGACCUGGGGGUCACACCAGACAAGAUCUCCAGCAGUGCCCAGAGGAGGAAAAAGAUAACCCAAGACCCAGCAGCCCGUUACCUAUGUACCCCCACGACAGAGGAGGACCGAUCCAAAUCGGCCCCCCACCUCCCAUGUGACCAAGACCUGAAAGAGUUGGAGAACAUCCGCAAGGCGCUGUCGUUUGAGCAACGUGGACAGGAACACAAGUCAGCCUGUCCUCUCUCUCCAGCAGGGUGGGGGUGGCUCAGAGGGGGCGAGGCCCGGGAGAACGGAGAACUCAAGAUCAUCCAGACCAAGAGGAUGACCUGCAGGACUUCCUCUUCAUCAAGGUCCUGGGUGAUGCUGGCUGAGCUGAAAGGAACAGAUGAGGUCUAUGCUGUGAAGUGCUGA